Trichogramma pretiosum is the source of this 1982-nucleotide messenger RNA. Its product is annotated as homeobox protein Nkx-6.1. The transcript is spliced from 4 exons. The record is from RefSeq and is a predicted model, not a curated record. Gene Ontology annotation, biological process: regulation of transcription by RNA polymerase II; cell differentiation. The coding region runs from base 52 to 804 and encodes 250 amino acids. Gene Ontology annotation, cellular component: nucleus. Gene Ontology annotation, molecular function: RNA polymerase II cis-regulatory region sequence-specific DNA binding; DNA-binding transcription factor activity, RNA polymerase II-specific. Lineage: Eukaryota; Metazoa; Arthropoda; Insecta; Hymenoptera; Trichogrammatidae.
CAGCAGCAGCAACAGCAGCCCGCGACGGGCCAGUUGGCUCCUCGAUACGCGAUGCACGCGGGAUUCGCCGCCUCGACCGGUAUAGGACAGUUUCAGCAGCGAGCCGAGCCGAGGCAUCCGGCGAUUUACUGGCCUGGACUGCAGGGGCUGGUCAGCGAUCCGUUAGGCUGGAGGGCUCGAUUGCAUUCCCUGUCGCAACAGCUUGGCUGCCAACAGCAGGCGAUGGCCAGCGGUGGAGGUGGCGGCGGAGUCGGCCACGGCGGCGGCAGCGGCUCCGAUCACGAGCCCGGCAAAAAGAAGCACACGAGGCCGACGUUCAGCGGCCAGCAGAUCUUCGCCCUGGAGAAGACGUUCGAGCAGACCAAGUAUCUGGCGGGUCCCGAGCGGGCCAAGCUCGCCUACGCCCUCGGCAUGUCGGAAUCACAAGUGAAGGUCUGGUUUCAGAAUCGACGGACCAAGUGGCGGAAAAAGCACGCGGCCGAGAUGGCGACGGCGAAGCGACGCCAGGAGGAGGUCGAAGGCGUCGGCAGCGCCGAGCCCGAGGACCUGUGCAGCGACGACCCCGAGUCCUCGGAGGCGCCCUCGAGCCACCAGCAUCACGGGCACCAUCAGCAUCACGGCCAGCAGCAUCAGCAUCAGCAACAGCAACAUCAGCAGCAGCAUCACCACCAGAUGCUGGGCAGCAGCAACGGUGGCCUCCAGCUCACCACGGGCUCGUCCUCGGGCUCGAGCUCGUCGUCCGGCUCGUCGGCCGAAACGGCAGCCAAGCGCCUGAGACGGGAACUCGGUCAGCAGCAGUACUGAUCCAGAGGGCCGCCCUUGCCUACGUCGGACGAGCCGAGCGCGAAAAAGAGAGGCGUGGCCUCGCAAGGGAGCGAGCCGAGCACCACCCAUAUUCCUCGCGAACGAGGACGACAGAUAGAGAGAUAGAGCGGAGCGGCUACCCUCUUGUAGUCUGCGGCUUGCGCGCGCGCAACCUCGCUACACACACACACAGCUACUAUACGGGACGACGACGUGCAUUUGUACAUAUUACGCAUACCUACAUACAUAUAUAUCCAUACUUACAUAUAUACGUACCUACCUCUAGCUACCUAUACCCAGCCCCUCUCACUUUACUCACACCAACACACAUGGUUUGAUAUUAUUGCUAUAUGCACACACACACAAACACUCUCGAAAACCAUCGCACUCUACAUAGUCCCGCUGUACAUAGACCCCACCCUUUAGCUAUACUGCUUAAUUCCGCACUCAUCGUACCCAAGGCAUGCAGACUUUUUAUCGUCCUACGCUCGUCGUCCUCGUCUUCCUCGUCUUCUGAUUUUCAUAGUCUUUUCUAACUAUCGUUUCCGUCAUUAUAUUGUAAUCACGGCCAAACAAAUACGUACGCACGCCGUACGCGAGUGUGAGCUUUUUGCGUGCUUAUUACCCAUGACGCGCGUACUCGUAUGGACUGGAGCUCGCAACUUGCCUCGUUUGCUGCCGAAUCCAACACUUUUGCCAAAUUGUCCACGAGUAUCGAGAAAUCUUAUCGAGGCGAGCGACGACAUCGUAUUGUUAUUCUUCUUUGUAACGAUAUAUGCUGCAACGAAGCGGACGCGCAAGUUUAAAGAAAUAAUAAUACAAGCAAUAACGAGAUGUCAGCCUGCUCGGCUUUUUAUUUCGGCAAUUUUUAUAGCCAACACUUUUUGACGACAUGCAUACGUGAUAAAUACGAUACGACAUUUGUACAGUACCGUGUAAGUAUAGAUAGAUUAUUUAUAUAUGAAUUUUCAGUUUAUUAGGACAUGAAUGAAUGUGUUGUACAACUACUGUAAAUAACCGCUGGAAUAUACAACGAGCGAAUGGAUAAAAAAAAAUUUGUACAAAGAAAUUAUACAUACGUGUUAUUAUAAUUAUGUAAACGAUUGAAAAUAAUCCCGACGCAUCGGCUUGUGUAUUAUAUUAUUUUACCGAUUAUAUAGAUUAUAUACUGUAUAAAA